UCUCUGUUGGAGAUAUUUAAAAGUAAAACACCCCCACACGUCCCCCUCUUUCUCUCUCUCUAGAACCCCUUUCCAACACACGCACUCUCUCUCCUCUCGCUAGGGUUUCCUUUCAUCAUCUUCCCCAAUUCCACUCAAUCCAAACCCUACCAAUGGGCGACGAACCAGUGGUCCCCUCCACACCACAACAACCACCACCACCACCACCACCGUCCAACGCCGCCGCGGCUCCGCUCGGCCACAACGUGAUUCCGAUCGUGAACAAGCUGCAGGACAUCGUCGCUCAUUUAGGCAAUAGUUCUACAAUUGAGCUCCCUCAGGUCGCCGUUGUCGGUAGCCAGAGCAGCGGUAAAUCGAGUGUUCUCGAAGCACUUGUAGGUCGGGAUUUUUUGCCACGUGGCUCGGAUAUCUGCACGCGUCGGCCGCUUGUGCUUCAGCUUGUUCAGAUUAAGCGGAAGGCUGAUGGUACGGAUGAGGAGUAUGGUGAGUUUUUGCAUAUACAGGGGAAGAGGUUUUUUGAUUUCAAUGAAAUUCGCAGGGAAAUUCAGAGAGAGACCGACAGGGAAGCAGGAGGAAACAAGGGUGUAUCUGACAAGCAGAUUCGGCUAAAGAUUUUUUCACCUAAUGUUCUUGACAUAACCCUGGUUGAUUUGCCCGGCAUUACAAAAGUUCCCGUUGGUGAUCAGCCUUCUGAUAUCGAAGCGCGUAUUAGAACAAUGAUAAUGUCAUACAUAAAGCUUCCCAGCUGUUUAAUUCUUGCUGUGACACCAGCAAAUUCUGAUCUUGCCAACUCAGAUGCACUUCAGAUUGCAGGAAAUGCUGAUCCAGACGGCUACCGAACUAUUGGUGUGAUAACUAAGUUGGACAUUAUGGACAGAGGAACAGAUGCUAGGAAUAUUUUGCUGGGAAAACAGAUCCCCCUCCGACUUGGUUAUGUGGGUGUUGUAAAUCGUAGUCAAGAGGAUAUUAUGCUGAACCGGAGCAUUAAAGAUGCACUUAUAGCCGAGGAGAAAUUUUUCCGAAGUCGUCCGGCUUAUAAUGAGGUUGCUGAUAUUUGUGGAGUGCCUCAGCUGGCAAAAAAAUUGAACCAGAUUUUAGUACAACAUAUCAAAACAGUGCUACCAGGGUUGAAAUCACGCAUUAGUGCUCAAUUAGUUGCGGUGGCAAAGGAGCAUGCUAGCUAUGGAGAAAUCACAGAGUCAAAGGCUGGCAUGGGAGCUCUUCUUUUAAAUAUUCUAUCAAAGUAUUCGGAAGCCUUCUGUUCGAUGAUUGAGGGAAAGAAUGAAGAGAUGUCGACUGCUGAGUUAUCUGGAGGAGCAAGGAUACACUAUAUUUUCCAGUCAAUAUUUGUCAAGAGUUUGGAGGAAGUUGAUCCAUGUGAAGACUUGACCGAUGAUGACAUUCGAACCGCCAUACAGAAUGCAACUGGUCCUAGAUCCGCCUUAUUUGUGCCAGAAGUUCCAUUUGAAGUUCUUAUUAGAAGACAGAUCGCUCGUUUAUUAGAUCCAAGUGUUCAAUGUGCAAGAUUUGUAUACGAUGAGUUAAUCAAGAUGAGUCAUCGCUGUAUGGUUAAUGAGCUACAAAGGUUUCCCGUUCUCAGAAAGCGAAUGGAUGAUGUCACCGGGAAUUUCUUACGUGAUGGUCUUCAACCUUCUGAAACCAUGAUUGGACACAUAGUUGAAAUGGAGAUGGACUAUAUAAACACUUCACACCCGAAUUUUAUCGGUGGUAGUAAGGCGGUAGAGUUGGCUAUGCAGCAAGUCAAGUCUUCUAGGAUUGCAUCAGCAGUUUCAAGGCAAAAGGAUGCUGCUGAGUUGGAUAAAGCACCACAAUCUGAAAGAAGUAUCAAGUCACGCACAUUUCUUGGACGACAAGGCAACGGAAUUGUCACUGACCAGCAUAAUCAAUCUGGGUCCCGGCCAGCUGGUGAGGUCGAGAAAUCGACAUCUGGAAGUACAAGCUGGGGAAUAUCAUCAAUCUUUGGUGGCUCCGAUAGUCGAAUGUCAACCAAAGAUAACUCUUCAAACAAGCCGUUUAGUGAACCUGUUUCUUCCAUCGAUCAUUUCGACUAUUCAUCUUCAAUGAUACAUUUGAGGGAGCCGCCAACGGUUUUGAGGCCUUCUGAUGCCAAUUCCGAUCAAGAGGCUAUCGAGAUUCACGUGACAAAGUUAUUGUUGAGAUCCUAUUAUGAUAUUGUCAGGAAGAACAUUGAGGAUUACGUGCCGAAAGCCAUCAUGCACUUUCUGGUCAAUCAUACAAAGAGAGAGCUGCACAAUGUGUUCAUUAAAAAGCUGUACAGAGAUGAUCUGUUUGAGCAAAUGUUGCAAGAACCCGAUGACAUUUCUGUAAAGAGAAAGCGCACUCGUGAAACGCUGCGUGUUCUUCAGCAAGCUUUUCGGACAUUGGAUGAACUGCCACUGGAAGCCGAGACAGUGGAAAGAGGUUACAGUUUGACCAACAAUGACGCGACGGGCCUCCCCAAAAUUCACGGGCUUCAUACAUCCUCAAUGUUUCCAUCCGGUAGCGGGUCAAUGGACCCUUACAACACGGCUUCACCAAAAAAUCAAAGAUCGUCACGCAAGUCUUCCCAUUCGGGUGAGUUGACCUCACCUUUCUAUGGCAAUUUAGAGACCAGUGGAAGCAAUCGCGCCUCUCUUCUUGGUCUUUAAACCGGCAAGAACGAUUUUGUGGACUUUUUAAGAAUGUUUUGAAUGGGCGGUAGACUUGUUAUUCUUUUAUCUUUAUAUUAUUACUAUUAUAGUCUAUUGUUUGCUGAAGUCCAGUGAGAAAACUGGUGCAGUUGAUUCCACAUACUUUUUGAGUCAUAAACUUGCAACAGUUAGUUGUCUUUGUUUUGGAAUGUUGAAAAGUAUUUGGAAGAAGGGUAAUAAUGUACAGUUGGUCCAACUUUUGUAAUAUGAAUGCCUUUGGUUUUUCUUUA
This is a messenger RNA of Helianthus annuus (common sunflower), 2941 nucleotides long. RefSeq names its product dynamin-related protein 3A. Gene Ontology annotation, molecular function: microtubule binding; GTPase activity; GTP binding. The transcript is spliced from 20 exons. The record is from RefSeq and is a predicted model, not a curated record. NCBI's taxonomy places the organism in Eukaryota, Viridiplantae, Streptophyta, Magnoliopsida, Asterales, Asteraceae. Gene Ontology annotation, cellular component: cytoplasm; microtubule; membrane. The coding region runs from base 153 to 2669 and encodes 838 amino acids.